UCUUAAAUGACAUCUAUUCCCAAUUUAUUCAGUUUGCGAAAUGAAACGAGAUCCCGGACGGUGUUUGGCGUAUAUGCCUCGGAUCUACUUCAACCCUGACAGCAAAAAGUGUGAGAGCUUCAUCUACGGCGGCUGCGGAGGCAACGCCAACAACUUCAACAGCAUCGCCGAGUGUGAGAAAACGUGUCCUCCGGGUUCUGUCUGCCAUUUGAAGCCGAAGACGGGGCCGUGCAAGGCGCUGUUCCACCGCUUCCACUACAACGCCGACACAAAGAAGUGCGAGACGUUCAUCUACGGUGGCUGCGGCGGCAAUGGCAACAAUUUCCGCAACAUCGCCGACUGCGAGAAAACGUGCAGUGGCUUUUGAAAGAUGAUGACAGUGUCCCACUGACCAAGAGCAGUAAAAUCUAUCAAAUCUUGUCUCUACUGCAUUAAAAAAAUAUACACGUC
Haliotis rubra (blacklip abalone) is the source of this 450-nucleotide messenger RNA. Its product is annotated as kappaPI-actitoxin-Ael3a-like. The transcript has 2 exons. The record is from RefSeq and is a predicted model, not a curated record. Bases 41 to 367 code for a protein of 108 amino acids. Gene Ontology annotation, molecular function: serine-type endopeptidase inhibitor activity. NCBI's taxonomy places the organism in Eukaryota, Metazoa, Mollusca, Gastropoda, Lepetellida, Haliotidae.